AUGCUGUUAAGACUGUAUCGCUUUAUAUUGACAAAAUGCAAAUUACUAGCCCAGCGGUUCUUCAUUCUUUGGGGGGCCAUUCUUCAGCCUAACGCCCGCUUCCCCUUGUCACCCGACGAGAUCGACGACCAAUGUCAGGAAUUCAUUGACUCGAUCGAUGAAGAUGCAGUCUGUGCACUGGCUUCUCGCUAUAACAACCAAAAGCCAUGCCGUAUCGCCUCCCGUCCUGCCAGCGGUAGUUUUAACGCUUGUUUUUUCGUUGAAUUUUUCACAGAGAACAAAACGUGGGUCGUGAGGAUUCCCAUUGAGCCAGCUAUAAAGGAUACAUGGUCCAAGGUUCAGAGCGAGGUGGCUACAAUGCAAUACGUACAACGUCACACAAGCAUCCCCAUUCCUCGCAUCUAUGCACAUGGGCGAAAUGCCAAACUAAUCAAGAACAGCGCCGUAACGCAAGCAUUCCUGAUUCUUGAAUAUAUUCCCGGCCGCUCUCUCGAGAUUCAAGAUCUCAUCGAUAGCGCUGAAAUGCGCCGGAAGAGCUUCUACGCAGAACUCAUCAAAGUCCUUAGCGAAUUGCGAAAGUUAGAGUUCCCAAUAGCAGGGUCAUUAAUGCCAGAUCCAAAAGGCGGCCCAGAACCUGUUGUUAGCAAUACGCUGUCUAUGGCUUUAAAUGAGCUGGAGGUUAGCAGCCCAAGUCAGGUAGUCCGAUCAAACUUUACAUCGACGACCCAUUUUGUCCAUCACCAGUUCGACAUAUUGAUGGAAACAUAUCGGUUGCCAGCAGUGUCAUUGUCCCGUGAGACUGCAGAGCUUGAAACCUUCGCAUUGGAUAGUCUCGGACAACAUAUUCACCAAUUUUUUGGUGACAAACACAAUGAUAGCCCGUACCUUCUUGCCCAUGCAGAUCUACGAUGCUCUAACAUUAUCAUUGACGAUGAGCUUCACAUCCAAGCCGUCAUCGACUGGGACUGGGCAAAUGUCGUCCCUAGAAAGCUAUUCACACUACCGCCAUGGAUCACUGGUCAUGACCUUGAUGCGAUAGCAUACGUUCCGCAUCGCAUGAUCAUGACAGACUUUUCCGAUGUUCUGCGAGCGAAGCAGAAGGAUUCCGGUUAUUGCAGAGAGGCUCUGGAAGAGCUAAAUAUUCAAGAGAAUUUGGCACUUCCCUUGGCACAAAUCUUGCGACAUCCAUCAUGUCUUAUUCGCGUCUAUUACAAGUUCAUAUUUCCCAAACUUUUUAGGGACUCUCGCAGCGCAAUAAUUUCGAGCUAUUUUCAACGCAACAAGACGAAAGCGAUGAGCGUGCGGCAGCGGCUGUAUGAGUCCGUGCAAUACACCAAGUACCUACGGGAGAAGGGCGUGCUGCGUCCUGAUAAGAACAUCACCUCGACAACAAAUGAUAUUGAAGCUUGGCUUGCUAAGGCGCGCGCUAUCAAGCAGCAAUAG
Messenger RNA from Metarhizium acridum CQMa 102, 1443 nucleotides. RefSeq lists its product as uncharacterized. The record is from RefSeq and is a predicted model, not a curated record. NCBI's taxonomy places the organism in Eukaryota, Fungi, Ascomycota, Sordariomycetes, Hypocreales, Clavicipitaceae.